Molecule: messenger RNA, 1287 nt
Organism: Rotaria socialis
Lineage: Eukaryota; Metazoa; Rotifera; Eurotatoria; Philodinida; Philodinidae
Source: the annotation of a GenBank genome assembly
AUGCCUAUUUAUAUAAUAAUAGUGAUAAUAAUAUUUCUAUUGAUAUAUUAUAAUAAAAGAAAUAAAAUCGAAAUCGAUACAAUAGAAUAUGUUCGCGAUGGCUGUUAUCCAAUAAUAGGAAAUUUAUUUUCAUUAAUAAAAAAUCGAACGAAAUUUUUAAAAAACUCUCGUGAAAUCUAUGGAGAUUGCUUUAAAGUCAAAUUAUUAAAUCAAACAAUUAUUUUUAUACUUAGUCCAUUUGAUUGGAUAAAUAUAAUUAAAAAUCAAUCAUUACAGUUUAUGGGUGAACAAUUUUCUAGAACAAUUUUUGAUUUAGAUCAUAAUUUCUUUGGUAAAUCUCAAUUAGAUACGGAACUUCAAGGAUAUUUUACUCAAUAUUUAAAAUGUUCUAAUGGACUAGAAAAAUUAAAUAUAACACUAAUUGAAGAAAUGAUUUUAUUUAUAAAAAAAGAAAAAAACGAUUUGAAUGAAAAGCAAAUGAAAUGGAGAAAUAUUGGAUUAUUUGAAUUUUGUUCAAAAUUCCUAAUUAAUUCAAUAACGAAAACCUUAUUUGGCAAUGUUGAAUUAGAAUUUAUCGAAAGAAAUUAUAGAAAUUUUGAUUCAAAUAUUCAAUAUUUAUUUCUUUUAUUUCCUAAAUGGAUUUAUCAAUUGUUAUUUAGAAAUUUAUUAAAAUCUCGUUAUUAUUUAAAUAAAUAUUGGUUAAGUUCUAUUCAUGAAUAUAAUGAAAGUGAUUUAAUUCGUGAUCGAACUAAUUUAAUGAUGAAAAAUUCCGAUUGGUUUUCUUCAAAAGAUUAUGCUGGUGAAAAAACAUUUUUAUUAUGGUCAUCAUUAACAAAUACAAUUCCAACAUUGUUUUGGUCUUUACUUUAUAUAUUGAAAGAUGAGUUUAUUUUUGAAAAAGUUUUCAAUGAAAUAAAUGAACAUUUUCCCAAAGAAUUUUUUAAUAAUAUUCAACAUAUUUCAUUUAAUGAUACUAUUCUUCAUGAUAAGUUAAUAUGUUGUAUCUAUUUAGAAAGUAUAAUAAAUGAAAGUUUAAGAUUAUAUUCAAAUCCAAUGAUAAUGAGAAAAUCAAUAAAAGAUUUUGAAUUUACUUUACAUGAUAAAAGAAAAAUAUUUAUCGAAAAGAAUUCCAUUAUUGCAUUAUAUCCUAAUAUUGCUCAAAAUGAUUCAAACUAUUUUACUUCUCCAAAUAAAUUUAUUUUUGAUCGAUUUAUAAAUAAAACGGGAAAAAAUUCUCAUGGUUUUCUUCCAUUUGGAUCAGGCAAAAGUAUGUGUCCAGGAAAAUGA